Molecule: messenger RNA, 1089 nt
Organism: Aspergillus tanneri
Lineage: Eukaryota; Fungi; Ascomycota; Eurotiomycetes; Eurotiales; Aspergillaceae
Product: TauD/TfdA dioxygenase family protein
Exons: 3
Coding region: 1-1089 (362 amino acids)
Molecular function (GO): oxidoreductase activity
Source: RefSeq, a predicted model, not a curated record
AUGCGUAUCCAACCUCUAAAGCGAGCGCCUGGAGCUGCGGUAGAUUUUGGCGUGGAAAUAGACGAUGUAGACUUAGAAAACAUUACAGACGAGGAGUUCGCCAUUAUCCAAAUUACCCUGUACCACAAACAUGUUGUGCUGUUCAAGGACCAGCAAAAUAUUUCUCCUCAGGCGCAGUACGAAUUCACUAAACGUUUCGACCCAGCUACAGACCAAUAUGGUCAUGGAAAGGAAUCUCGCAACCAGAUAAAGCGCCAGCUCCUGGGCGUGCCGGGCCAACCUCAGGUUAUGGUGAAAGGCAAUGGUUUUCUUGAGUCGUAUCAAGGUCUCGAGAAUGUAACCCUACAUCACCCCAAUCACCGUAGAUUUCAUCGUGAUCCUCUCCCUGAGGAGAAGGAUCAUCUGUUUACGCGAUUCUUCCGCUGGCAUAUUGAUGCCGCUCUAUAUGACCUCUACCCGCCCAAGGUAACAACCCUAAUGGCUGUACGGGUGCCCAAGGGCCCUCGACAGAUGAUCUCGUAUGACGAUGGCUCGGGAGACACCCUCGAUGCAUCGCUGGCUCCGACGGCAUUUGUUAGCGGCCAGAAGAUGUUCGAGAUGCUUUCUCCCGAGGAGCAGGAAUUUGCUAAAACAAGUAAAGUGGAAUAUGCACCGCAUCCAUACCUCUGGAUGUCCAAGGCCCGAGCCUUCCCCACUGGUCUGGGCCUGUACAGUGAAGGUCGUGAAAUUCCUGACUCCGACCUGCCUUCCAUCGACCCAUCCAAAAUCCAGAUCUUGCCCAUGGUUUGGAAGAACCCUGUAACUGGCAAACUCUCGCUCCAAGUCCAUCCAUCUUGCGUGCGGAAGAUCCAUCUCGCCGAUGGCAGUGUGAUUAAUGAUCUGGCGCGCGUUCGAGACAUUAUCUACAAGUUACAACGUCCGGCUAUUAGUCCGCAAUAUGUCUAUGCACAUGACUGGUCUGAAGGAGAUAUGAUACUGUUCAACAAUCAUGGAGUUCUCCAUACUGUUGUGGGUACCUUACAGCCUAAUAUGCUCCGGGUGUUCCGACAGUGCAACCUGGCGGCGUCAGAACCUCCAGCAGGGCCGUAG